Molecule: messenger RNA, 931 nt
Organism: Ricinus communis (castor bean)
Lineage: Eukaryota; Viridiplantae; Streptophyta; Magnoliopsida; Malpighiales; Euphorbiaceae
Exons: 2
Coding region: 1-651 (216 amino acids)
Source: RefSeq, a predicted model, not a curated record
AUGAUCCUUGAAAUGGCAAAGACAUCGGGAGCAAGUGAGACUACUAGAGCUACCGAGGAGGUAAGGCCAAUUCACAGUGAGUCUGUGAAGGACCAACCGGAAGUGUCCAAGCCACCGAGGAAGAAGAGAGGAAGGUCGAGGGACAUUGUGUCUAACAUGGAUGCCAGGCUAGCCAAGAUAGAGCUAACUGUGGCUGAGGGACAAGAUACGUUUGGGGAUUUAAAGCAACACAUCGAGGAGCUCGAGAAUGGGAGAGAAGAGCUUCAUGAGGGGAUGCAAGCCGCCUUGAAUGAAGGGAUGUCCAACUGUCAAGAACAAGCCAAGACCAUGGAGAAAACUCUCCUUGCCGAGGUUGCGACGUUGAGGGAGACGCUCGAUGGCAUGGUUGCUAGGUUAUUAGUAACCGAGGAAGAGCUUAUCCUCUAUAAAAAGGCAGCUAUCCAAGGAGGUGGAUGCAUGCCUAUGGUAGUCUCUACUCCGUCAAAGAUAGAUGUUCUGAAGCCUAAAGCUUAUCAAGGCUCAAGGAAUGCAAAGGAAAUUGAUAACUUCCUAUGGAGCUUGGAGCAAUACUUCAAGGCACUUGGCUUAGUAGAAGAAGCCAAGAAGGUUGACGUUGAUGCACUCUUCCUUGAAGAUACCGCAGUGCUGUAGUGGAGAAUGAGGAGUGGCGAUAUUGAAAAAGGGACAUGCAUAAUCAACUCGUAGGGAGAAUUCAAGAAAGAUCUGAAGAAACAGUUCUACCCCGAGAAUGCUACUAGAGAAGCAAGGGCCAAGUUGCAGCAACUCUCACAUACGGAAAGCAUCAAUGAAUUUGGGCAAGGUUAGAGUUGGAGAAUCGUGGUGUCUAAGAUCUCAACACUACCAUUGCCGUACCCCGAUAGAGAUCAGGAGGCAAGACAGGUACAAACCUGACCAUGAUAGGGACGACAAC